Molecule: messenger RNA, 1988 nt
Organism: Cajanus cajan (pigeon pea)
Lineage: Eukaryota; Viridiplantae; Streptophyta; Magnoliopsida; Fabales; Fabaceae
Product: delta(8)-fatty-acid desaturase 2
Biological process (GO): lipid metabolic process
Cellular component (GO): membrane
Molecular function (GO): oxidoreductase activity, acting on paired donors, with oxidation of a pair of donors resulting in the reduction of molecular oxygen to two molecules of water
Source: RefSeq, a predicted model, not a curated record
UAAAAUCUUCAAACUUUCUCAGCAUAAUAAAAGAAGGACACGAGGAAGAGUUGUGUACAUAGAGAGAGAGAGAGAGAGAGAGGGUAAAAGGGUAUUAGAUCCCUGAGGCAGAUCAAAACGAAGUCCCCGUUGAUGGGGUUGUUUUCGUGAACAAAAUAAGAACCCCAUUGCAGUAAAAGGGGAUUCCUUGGUUCAGAUUUGCGUGCAUUGCCGAAUCAGAUACCCCAUUAUAAGUAUCGUGUGUAUCUUUUGUUGUUGUUCUCAUCGUUUUUGAUUUGUGUUUUUGUUGUUGGCAUGGAGGGUGAGAAGAAGAAGUACAUGACCUCUGAGGAGCUGAAGGGUCACAACAAGGAGGGAGAUUUAUGGAUCUCAAUCCAAGGUAAGGUGUACAAUGUGUCAGAUUGGAUUAAGGAGCACCCUGGUGGUGCUGUUCCAAUUUUGAACCUUGCUGGCCAGGAUGUCACAGAUGCAUUCAUAGCAUACCAUCCUGGCACAGCAUGGUCACACCUUGACAAGUUCUUCACUGGGUAUCACCUCAGUGAUUUCGAGGUCUCUGAUGUGUCCAGGGACUAUAGGAAGCUUGCAUCUGAGUUUUCAAAAAUGGGUCUUUUUGACACCAAGGGCCAUGUCACAUGCCUAACCCUAGCAUCUGUUGCUGCCAUGUUCCUUAUUGUGCUCUAUGGUGUCUUGUGGUGCACCAGUGUGUGGGCUCAUUUGGGCUCAGGCAUGCUGCUGGGCCUGCUCUGGAUGCAGAGUGCCUAUGUCGGCCAUGACUCGGGCCACUAUGUGGUUAUGACAAACAAUGGCUUCAACAAAGUUGCACAGAUCCUCUCAGGGAACUGUUUGACUGGGAUAAGCAUUGCUUGGUGGAAGUGGACUCACAAUGCUCACCACAUUGCCUGCAACAGCCUUGACCAUGACCCUGAUCUGCAGCACAUGCCGGUUUUCGCUGUGUCCUCGCGCUUCUUCAAAUCGAUUACCUCCCAUUUCUAUGGCAGGAAAUUGGAGUUUGAUUGCAUUGCCAGGUUUCUGAUCUGUUACCAGCACUUCACAUUUUACCCGGUUAUGUGUGUUGCCAGGGUCAACUUGUAUUUGCAGACAAUUCUGCUGUUGUUUUCUAAACGUAGAGUGCAUGAUAGAGCCUUGAACAUAAUGGGGAUCCUUGUGUUUUGGACUUGGUUCCCUCUUUUGGUGUCUUCCCUUCCCAAUUGGCCUGAGAGGGUUAUGUUUGUGCUGGCUAGCUUCACUGUUUGUUCCAUUCAGCAUAUUCAGUUCUGCUUGAAUCACUUUGCUGCAAAUGUGUAUGUUGGUGCACCAAGUGGUAAUGAUUGGUUUGAGAAGCAGACUAGUGGGACAUUGGAUAUCUCUUGCUCCUCAUGGAUGGAUUGGUUCUUUGGUGGCUUGCAGUUUCAGCUUGAGCAUCAUUUGUUUCCAAGGCUACCUAGGUGCCAAUUGAGGAAGAUUUCACCUUUGGUUAGUGACCUUUGCAAGAAGCAUAAUUUGCCUUAUAGGAGCUUGUCAUUUUGGGAGGCCAAUCAGUGGACAAUUAGGACCCUCAGGACUGCUGCCCUUCAGGCAAGGGACUUGACCAAUCCUGUCCCCAAGAAUUUGUUGUGGGAAGCUGUUAAUACCCAUGGCUGAGGCAUUUUGAGAGUUUUUAGAGUUUAGGAUAUUGGCAAGGUCUUUUUUUUUUUUUUUCUUUCCUUUUUUGGUUCUCUUGGAAAAUAGAAAAAAAAAAGUCUUAUUGUGAUUUUGUUAGCCCCAACUUUUCCAGAUUGGGCUUUGAAUUUAGCUUUUUGUUAGAUGUGGUGUAGAAAUGGAUGAUCCAGAUGUUACUACAGUUCAUGUGCUUUGCAUCAAUACAAAAUUCAUAUCCUGUAUGCCUUUUUGCCUUUCCACUUCCUUUUUCCUUACAAUUUGGCAUAGGUUGUUAGUGUCUGGAAGUUAUGCCAUGGUUGAUCUUAAUAAAACACAGAAGAUUCCAUCCA